Molecule: messenger RNA, 2615 nt
Organism: Hymenoscyphus albidus
Lineage: Eukaryota; Fungi; Ascomycota; Leotiomycetes; Helotiales; Helotiaceae
Source: the annotation of a GenBank genome assembly
CACUACCGUACAAAGUCAUCCACAGGCCCUUUGACUCUCCCAACAACCUCUCCUCCCUUUCACCCUUCCCACAUCCAUCUCCAUUCAUCCACCUCCACCCAUCCAUCCACGACCAUUGUCGUGCUACUAACCUCGUGAUAAUACAAAGCCCAUUAUCACCCACAUUCCACAGCCUUUACAAUAGUAGCCAAACGACCAGACCAGCCAACGACCAACCACCGACCAUGAAUCAGUGGGCGCCAGUCUCAGUUGUCCCGCCACCGCCUGGCACGCAGGACAUGUACAGAUACCAACCAGGUGAGAUUGAGAUUCACUUUUCCAUCGUCAACCAAAAUUUGUGCAUCCCGACAUUUCCGUUAUUCCCAACAUCCAACAUCAGCAUCAAAAUGGGCGCUAAACGUAAACGUGUGGCAGUCUCCGCAGAACCCGCGUAUCAUCCUGUACAAGCACGACAAACCUUUAACCAAACACCAGCAUACACGAUGGUCCCUCAACAGCCUCCGCCAUCUCUGCAGCUACAGCCAGUUCAAGAGCCCCAGAAGAAGAAGAUUGACUGGCCACAUUCAGUCCGCAUGUAUGUGCAAAGAUCCUUCGAUCCCGCAAAUGUCCUCGAUGAUAUCCCACGAUCUGAAAUGGAAGCCAAGCUCAAGGAGACCAUUUCCAGAGCCACUGAUAGCCAAUCCUUGGAUUCUACGGAUUGGGACAACCUUCCAUUGCCACAACACAUGAUUCGUCAGGAGAGAGCCCACAAAGCCUGGCAAGAGGAAUCCCUCAAGAUGCAGAUGGCCUCCAACGGCUACAUCAAUCCUGCUCGAGAGCAAUUCAUCACCCAAAAGAAGAGAAAGUCCACGGAAAUGGGCGGCGGAAACGCAAAAGAAAACAGCCCACCAUGGCAACGUGCAACUAACAAUCGCAAUGGAUUCGAAGAUCGGGUCACCUUCCCAGAGAAGCGACAACACCUCCCAGACGAUUCUCUCAAGGGCACAAGUAAGUUCCAGAAGAACCUUGAGAAGCGACAACGUCGAUUCGAUGGUGGCUAUAAAUCUACAUACCAGGCCCCAAACUAUGCAUCAGAACCUUCCUCCGGACCCGUAGUCGGAACUUCUCAAACCCUUGAGAAGCAAUACUUUCGUUUGACUGCUCCUCCCAUCCCAUCACAAGUGCGCCCCGAGGCAAUCCUUAGACAAACCCUUGACCUAUUGAAGAAGAAGUGGAAGAAGGAGGGCAACUACUCGUACAUCUGCGAUCAGUUCAAGUCCAUGCGUCAAGAUUUAACCGUCCAACGUAUCAAGAACGAGUUCACGGUCACCGUUUACGAAAUCCAUGCCCGGAUCGCCUUGGAAAAGGGUGAUCUUGGUGAGUAUAAUCAAUGCCAGACCCAACUGAAAGCCCUAUACGCACAAAAUCUAGGAGGCAAGCCAUUCGAGUUCAAGGCGUAUCGUAUCUUAUAUUUCAUUCAUACUUCUAACCGCACUGCGUUGAAUGACGUUUUGGCGGAUCUAACCACAGCAGAGAAAAAAGAAAAGGCCAUUAAGCAUGCCCUUGAUGUUCGUUCCGCAUUAGCCUUGGGCAACUACCACAGAUUUUUCAGACUUUAUCUCGACACUCCUAACAUGGGUGCUUAUCUCAUGGAUAUGUUUGUCGUCCGAGAACGUCUAGCGGCACUUGCAAAUAUGUGUAAGGCGUAUGUAUCUUCUUAAUCUUCAUCCUCAAACAUGUCACUAAUUCAUUUACAGAUUCAAGCCAGAUGUCCCGUUAAGAUAUGUUACUGAAGAGCUUGGUUUUGAAUCUGAUGGGGACGCUGCGCAAUUCAUUUAUGAUUACCAAGGCCAAGCCCUCCUCGAGGAGAAGGAAGAUGGUUUACGAUUCCUCACUGGCAAGGCAGGUCAAUUAUUCGAAGCCGCAAGAGCCCAAGCAUUCCGAAAAGUCGACAUCAAAGGACAAAUCUAACCAGUUUUCGUUUAAGACAACUGCUGUUUUUGCAACCUACGAUCUAUGUAGCUCCUUUUCGGAUCUAUUUCAUCUGUUUCCUCUACCUCAUCCUCCUGUCAGUUGGCAAGAUAGGGAUCGUUGAUGAUACGGUUGUUGUGGUUCAGGUACCUUGUUAUCUUUGGAUUUUUUGGUUGUCCCCACUUGUCUUCGACCAAAAGUCAAGCGAGUAGGGUCAUGGAUUGAUUCAUCGAUGGUACUCGUUCUUGUUUCACGCAUCGAAUAACCUGACGGCGAAACGCAGUGGCUUACUUCAUUGUUUGCAUCUGGUCGGAAAUUUCGAAGUCGACUCCUUGUUUAUACCCCCCUUUUUCUGCAUAUCCGGCGACUCUUGCUAAUCUUUUCGGGCGUUGUUGGCUGGACCUUUUGCGCACAUGACUUUAUGAUGGGAAGGCGAAAUAAGUCAUGGGGUUUUUCUUUUGCGGCAGCAAUGGGGGCCAUGUUUGGGUUGUGAAUACUGUGGGCAUUUGGGGAAAAGCUUUGUGGUGCAUGGUGUUUUGGCUAUCCAGGCGUUUUUUCGUAUUCGCAUUGGGUGGUUUUCCUCGAGGGUCCCAGUCUCGAACUUGCAUCAAUAUUAUACAGAGGAGUACUCCGUAUAACUGAUAAUAAAGAUAAUGUUUUUCGAC